Fusarium proliferatum ET1 is the source of this 2346-nucleotide messenger RNA. RefSeq lists its product as uncharacterized. Gene Ontology annotation, cellular component: lipid droplet. Lineage: Eukaryota; Fungi; Ascomycota; Sordariomycetes; Hypocreales; Nectriaceae. Gene Ontology annotation, molecular function: lanosterol synthase activity. The coding region runs from base 1 to 2346 and encodes 781 amino acids. The transcript has 3 exons. Gene Ontology annotation, biological process: ergosterol biosynthetic process; triterpenoid biosynthetic process. The record is from RefSeq and is a predicted model, not a curated record.
AUGGUCGCAAAUUCUACUGGACUUGAGGGUAGCGCGCUAAAGUCGCGUAAGCGCGCUGCUGACUCCGAGUCGGAACCACUGUUGAAACAGGGUCGGCCGUUCCCCAAGCAGCCUCGCAUCAGCUCACAUUUGGACACGACAAGAUGGAGGCUCAAGGACGACGACAGUCGCCACACAUGGCACUACCUUGAAAAUGACGACGAUGUGAAGGAGUGGCCACAGAGUUAUGCCGAGAAAUGGUAUUUGAAUUUGCCUCUGGAUCUCCCUGACCUUCCCACCCCCGACAACCCAUUGGCAGCAGCGGAGAACGGUCUCGACUUUUUCGAAAAGCUUCAACUUCCCAGCGGACAUUGGGGUUGCGAAUAUGGCGGUCCCAUGUUCCUCCUCCCUGGUAUCGUCAUGACUUGGUAUGUUACCAGGACGCCAAUUUCCUCCGCCAAAGCGACCGCGAUCUAUAAAUACAUAUCCGCACGAGCGCAUCCAGUGGACGGUGGCUGGGGUCUACAUAUUGAAGGCGAAAGCAGCGUCUUCGGAACACUGAUGAAUUAUGUGGCCCUCCGACUUCUCGGCGUCGACCCUGAGGACCCAGUUCUGGUCAAGGCCAGAGGAACUCUACACAAGAUGGGAGGAGCAUUGUAUGCGCCACACUGGGCCAAAUUCUGGAUGGCUGUUUUGGGACUCAUGAGCUGGGAUAUCGUCAACCCUGUGCCACCAGAGUUUUGGUUGCUUCCUGAUUGGGUUCCUUUUGCGCCAUGGAGAUGGUGGAUUCACAUUCGAAUGGUGUUCCUACCAAUGGGCUGGCUAUACUCGAAACGAUGGAGCUGCGAAGAGACCGAUGUGAUUCGAUCACUCAAGAAAGAAGUAUUCCUCGAGGAUUACGCCAAGAUAAACUGGUCAAGCCAUCGUAACAGCAUUGGCGCUAUAGACAAUUAUCACCCCAAAUCAUGGUUUCUCAACGCCGCCAAUUGGGUACUUGCCAAUAUAUGGAUGCCCUAUCUGCGACCCAAUUUCCUCAAAGAGAAAGCUGAAGCAUGGGCUAGCAAGCAAGUUGAUAUGGAGGAUGCCAAUACAGGCUAUGCCUGCUUGGCCCCUGUCAACGCUGCUAUGAAUACUGUUAUGUGCUAUGCUCGCGAUGGCCCUGAUAAUUAUGGUGUUCAGAGGCAUAUCGAGCGACUUGAAGAGUAUCUUUGGGUCAAGGACGAAGGCAUGUUGGCCAACGGCACCAAUGGUGUUCAAUGCUGGGACACGGCGUUCUUGAUUCAGGCUGUUUUUGAGGCUGGCCUUCACAAAAACGAGAAGUACCGGCCUAUGCUCAUGAAGUCGCUGCACUACUUGGAACGUCAGCAGAUUCGAGAGGACUGUGCCGAUCAGGAAGUGUGCUAUCGUCAACCGCGAAAGGGUGGCUGGCCAUUCAGCAACAGGGAUCAGGGAUACGGUGUCAGUGAUUGCAUUUCGGAAGCACUCAAGGCUAUUAUUCUUCUGCAAAAGGUGGGCGGCCUUCCUGAGGUUCUCGAAGAUCGACGUCUUUUCGACGCUGUCGAUACUCUGCUCCUGUACCAGAACGACAACGGCGGCAUGUCCUCAUACGAGAAGCGACGAGGAGGCGAAUGGUUGGAGAUGCUCAAUGCCGCUGAGGUUUUUGGUCGUAUCAUGAUUGAAUAUGACUACCCUGAAUGUACAACAGCUUGCGUGACAGCUUUAUCCAUGUUCAACAAGCACUGGCCAGACUACCGAACAGACGAGGUCAGGACACUUAUCCGGACGGCCGCCGAAUGGAUCAAGUCCAACCAAGCACCUGAUGGCAGCUGGUACGGAAGUUGGGGUAUCUGCUUCACAUACGCCGGUAUGUUUGCGCUUGAAAGCAUGAAGCACAUCGGCCAGACAUACGCAACAGGCGAGAAUUCUAGACGCGGUUGCGAUUUCUUCAUCUCCAAGCAGAGAGCUGAUGGCGGAUGGUCAGAAAGCUACAAGGCCUGCGAAACGAUGACCUACGUCGAACAUCCUUCAGGCUCCCUUGUUGUUCAAACAGCCUGGGCUCUGAUCGGACUGAUGGAAGCCGAGUACCCUCACGUGGAACCUUUGAGACGAGGUAUCCAGUUCAUCAUGGACCGUCAGAAGCCCAAUGGAGAGUGGCUGCAGGAGGCAAUCGAGGGUGUCUUCAAUAAGUCAUGCAUGAUUUCGUAUCCCAACUACAAGUUCACCUUCACCAUCAAGGCCCUUGGCAUGUUUGCCAAAAGGUUUCCCGAGGAAAAGCUGCUACCAAGCUGGGCGGUGGCGGAAAACGGAACGAAUGGAGUGAAGACAAAUGGUGUCAAGACCAACGGUGUCAAGGGGAAGGGUAACUAA